This is a messenger RNA of Echinops telfairi (small Madagascar hedgehog), 670 nucleotides long. RefSeq names its product glutamic-oxaloacetic transaminase 2 (gene GOT2). The record is from RefSeq and is a predicted model, not a curated record. NCBI's taxonomy places the organism in Eukaryota, Metazoa, Chordata, Mammalia, Afrosoricida, Tenrecidae. The coding region runs from base 71 to 670 and encodes 199 amino acids. Gene Ontology annotation, biological process: L-aspartate catabolic process; biosynthetic process. Gene Ontology annotation, cellular component: mitochondrion. Gene Ontology annotation, molecular function: L-aspartate:2-oxoglutarate transaminase activity; pyridoxal phosphate binding. The transcript has 6 exons.
AGUCUGCGCCCACUUGUCCUCGGGUCUGCCCUGCCGCCAGCCGCGAGCCACUGCCCUCCUGCCGCCCACCAUGGCCCUGCUGCACUCUGGUCGCGUCCUCUCCGGAGUCGCCGUCGCCUUCCACCCAGGCCUCGCCGCCGCGGCUUCUGCCAGAGCCAGCUCCUGGUGGGCCCAUGUGGAGAUGGGGCCUCCGGAUCCCAUUCUGGGAGUCACUGAAGCUUUUAAGAGAGAUACCAACAGCAAAAAGAUGAACCUGGGAGUUGGGGCCUACCGGGAUGACAAUGGAAAGCCCUAUGUGCUCCCUAGUGUCCUGAAGUUGAAGAUUUUGAUCCGUCCCAUGUAUUCCAACCCCCCUCUCCAUGGGGCCCGGAUUGCCUCGACCAUCUUGACCACGCCGGAGCUUCGGAAACAAUGGUUGCAGGAAGUCAAAGGCAUGGCAGACCGCAUCAUCGGCAUGCGGACCCAGCUGGUCUCCAACCUCAAGAAGGAGGGCUCCUCCCACAACUGGCAGCACAUCACUGACCAAAUUGGCAUGUUUUGUUUCACGGGGCUCAAGCCUGAACAGGUGGAGCGCCUGACCAAGGAGUUCUCCAUCUACAUGACAAAGGACGGCCGCAUCUCUGUGGCUGGAGUCACCUCUGGCAACGUGGACACAGAGACCUCUCACUAG